AGCCGCCAUGCUAGCCAAGCUGGGCGACAGGCACCGGCAGGGCAAAAGUGGACCUUCAGGAGGAAAAGCAGUACCACCAAGACCUACUAAAGGUGCAUCUAAAAAACGGGAUGAAGAUGUCUCCACUGAAGUGGGACAGGGAGGAGAUGAAUGGGCAGCAGCAAAGACUCCAGAUCAACUGGAGCUGACCAAAGCUGAAUUAGAAAAGGAAUUUACACGCACUCUGUCAUCUGAUAAUCCCCAUGCUCCCAGGAAUCUUGUCAGAUACAUCUUUAAAAAGGGAGCAUAUGAGCCAAUAAGUGAUGUUGAUCAAAUGGCCAUUCAUAUAUCUUUUAAUGGAAACCUGAUACCUAAAGAUUCAGAUGAAGGGAGACGACAGAGUAUCAAGUCAGGCAGUGAAGCAGAAAAGGCUCCUGAUGAGACAUCUACAGUAACACCAGAACAGGCAGAUGAAGAAAGUGCAAAAGAUACCCAGGCUGCAGGAGAGGAGAAGGCAGGGGCAGCUGGGGCGCAAGUAGCAAAAAAGGAGAAGAAGAUUGAAAACCGGUUCAAUUACACUGAAAGAGCUACACUGACCCUCAGCAACCGUAUGCAGGAAAGAGCAUGUCAGUUAGAACCUAGACCUUGUAAAAAUUUCUCUGCCACUGCUAACCAGUGGGAGAUCUAUGAUGCAUAUGUGGAGGAGCUUCAAAAAACACAAGCUCAGACAGGAAAGAAAGAAGAGGAGAAGAGGAAAGGAAGAAGGUCAACCUUCCUGGAGUCACAGAGUGAUGAUAUAAACAAGAUCUCAAAGGCAGCUAAAAUAAUGGAGCGGAUGGUGAAUCAGAACACAUUUGAUGACAUCGCACAAGAUUUUAAAUAUUUUGAGGAUGCCUCUGAUGAAUUCAGAGGUCAGGAAGGAACCCUCCUCCCACUCUGGAAGUUCCAGUAUGAGAAAACCAAGGGACUUGCAGUUACUGCCAUCUCCUGGAAUCCAAAGUACAAGGACCUAUUUGCAGUGGGGUAUGGCUCUUAUAACUUCAUGAAGCAGGGCCAGGGCAUGCUCCUGCUCUACACCAUGAAGAAUCCCUCCUUCCCAGAGUAUGUCUUCAGUAGUGAGAGUGGCAUCAUGUGCCUGGACUUCCAUAAUGACCACCCCUCCCUCAUGGCAGUGGGCUUCUAUGAUGGCAACGUGGCCAUCUACAACCUGAAGAAGGCAACCUCCCAGCCCAGCUACAAGAGUAGUGCUAAGUCAGGAAAGCACACGGAGCCAGUGUGGCAGGUCAAGUGGCAGAAGGAUGACAUGGACAACCAUCUGAACUUCUUUUCUAUCUCCUCAGAUGGACGCAUUGUUUCAUGGACUUUAGUUAAGAAUGAGCUGGUUCAUACAGAUGUCAUCAAGCUGUCAGUACAGGGAACAACGGUGCAGGGGCCAGAGGAUCUGCAGCUGCAAGUGGUUGGCUGUGGGACGUCGUUUGAUUUUCACAAAAAGAUAGACUAUUUGUUUCUUGUUGGUACUGAAGAGGGAAAGAUCUACAAGUGUUCAAAACACUAUUCAAAACAAUUUCUGGAUGUGUUUGAAGCCCAUCACAUGCCCGUGGACUCAAUCAGCUGGAAUCCCUACCACCCGAAAAUCUUCAUUUCCUGUAGUUCUGACUGGACAGUCAAGAUCUGGGAUCACACCAUCAAGACUGCAAUGUUUGUUUAUGACCUCCGUUGUGCUGUAGGGGACGUUGCAUGGUCCCCUUACUCUGCCACGGUCUUUGCUGCAGUCACCACUAAUUGCCAGGCUCAUGUGUUUGAUAUGAGUAUUAAUAAGUAUGAAGCUCUCUGCACCCAGCUAGUGGUGGCCAAGAAGAAAAAUAAGUUAACCCAUAUUCAGUUUAACCCUGUCUACCCUGUUGUCAUCGUUGGAGAUGAACAAGGCCACAUUAUCUCCUUGAAGCUCUCUCCCAACCUUCGCAAGAUGCCCAAGGUAAGGAAGAUCUGUGUUCCCCUGAUGGAGUUGGCCGUGGAGCCGCCGCCGCCGCACCGGGCGCGGCAGCCGCUGCCGGAGCGGCUGCUGUCCCCGCCGGGACCACCCGCCCCCCUCUCCGCUCUCAGCCAGCACCCUGCCCUCCCGGGAACCCUGCCCUCCGGGACCUCAUCCCCGUACCUCCGGGGGACAACCUACCCGCUCCCACCGGGCACAGGUCCGACCGGGACCCCCGCCGCUGCCUCACGUGGAGUCCCCCUCCUCGGUUCGCUGGGGACUGUGUCUUGCGGGGACGCCCCCGCCCUCGUUCCCAUCGGGGACCGCGUCUUACUGGAGACCCCCUCCCCGGUCCCAUCGGAGAUCUCCGCUCCGACGGUCUCACUGGGAAACCGCCUCCUACUGAGCCCCCUACCUACCCCGUCGCGGCCCCCUCGAGGACCCCGUCCCGAUCCCGCCAGACAACCCCGCACCGGUACCACCGGACGCCCUGUCCUCCCGGCUCCCUCCUUCCGCUCCCACCGGGGACCCCAAUCCCGCUCCUUCUCCGACCGGGGGUGCCCCUAUCCCGCUCCCACCGUGCACCCCCGCGCUGCCGCACCCCCCGUCCCCCCCGUCCGGCCCUCACCAGGGCGGGUCCGUGUCCUCACCACCCUCCUGCUCAGCAUCUCUGCACCGUGGGGUCUGGUGACACUCCUAGCUGGAGAGAAAGAGAAAUCCCCCAGACAAACGGCUAUCGACGGCUGCGGCUGCGGCGGCACGGAUAGAUACUGGGAGUAUAGACUGGCAUGGCAGACAACGGAGCAGAUUGAGAGAUACUCGGAGCAGAGAGAUACUGCAGGAGGAAUGGGGAGAUAG
This is a messenger RNA of Apus apus (common swift), 2809 nucleotides long. RefSeq names its product dynein axonemal intermediate chain 1 (gene DNAI1). Gene Ontology annotation, cellular component: outer dynein arm. Lineage: Eukaryota; Metazoa; Chordata; Aves; Apodiformes; Apodidae. Gene Ontology annotation, biological process: outer dynein arm assembly; cilium movement. The transcript has 21 exons. Bases 8 to 2809 code for a protein of 933 amino acids. The record is from RefSeq and is a predicted model, not a curated record. Gene Ontology annotation, molecular function: dynein heavy chain binding; dynein light chain binding.